Trifolium pratense (red clover) is the source of this 3907-nucleotide messenger RNA. RefSeq names its product pentatricopeptide repeat-containing protein At2g13600-like. The transcript is spliced from 3 exons. Bases 207 to 2834 code for a protein of 875 amino acids. The record is from RefSeq and is a predicted model, not a curated record. Gene Ontology annotation, biological process: RNA modification. Gene Ontology annotation, molecular function: zinc ion binding; protein binding; RNA binding. Lineage: Eukaryota; Viridiplantae; Streptophyta; Magnoliopsida; Fabales; Fabaceae.
GCAACGUGCCAAUAAGCUAAACAUAGUGUGUUUGAGGAUCUCAUCCUGCAAGAUUUUAUAGAAAAUAAGAAAGAUUCAAUAUCGUGGAAGGGGAAGAGAGGAAGUUGAUAAGAUAACUUAGAGCACCCGCAUCCACUCAGAAGAGAAAACCCGCAACAGAGAAAAUCCAUAACAUCUCAAAUGAUGCACUGAUUUUGCAACCAACAAUGUCUUACAUGCAAAUAUCUCAAAAGUUGUACGAUGCAUUCAAGCAUUGUAGCUUCUCCCACAAAUCCCCACACAUUGCUCGCAAACUUCAUGCUCAACUCAUUCUCUCUGGUUUAGACACUUCCGUUUUCUUACUCAACAAUCUACUCCACAUGUACUCCAAAUGUGGCUUAAUACAUGAUGCUCUUCAAGUUUUUCAAGAGACCCAUCAUUGUAAUAUCUUUACUUGGAAUACAAUGAUUAAUGCUAUGGUUAAUUCUGGUCGAAUGAAUGAAGCAGAGAAACUGUUUGAUGAAAUGCCUGUGAGAGUUAAAGAUUCUGUUACUUGGACUACUAUGAUAUCUGGUUAUAUUCAAAAUGGUUUUCAUGCUCGGAGUAUUGAGACUUUUAGUUUAAUGCUUCGGGAAUCGAAUAAUCGAGGUCGAAAUUAUGGCCCCUUUUCGUUUACUAGUGUAAUGAAAGCUUGUGGCUUGCUUGGAGAUACUCAAUUGGCUCUUCAGUUACAUGACUUGGUGGUCAAGUUUGGUUUUGGAAUGGAAACUUCUAUUCAGAACUCACUUGUUGAUAUGUAUGUUAAGUGUGGAGAUAUCGAUUUGGCUGAGGCUGUUUUCUUUGAUAUUGAAAUACCGAGUUUGUUUUGUUGGAAUAGUAUGAUUAGUGGUUAUUCUCAAACGUAUGGACCUUAUAAAGCUCUUCAGAUAUUUAACCAAAUGCCUGAACACGAUGAGGUUUCUUGGAACACGCUGAUAUCGAUUUUCUCUCAACAUGGUUUUGGGGUUCAAUGUCUUGCCAUGUUUGUAGAGAUGUGUAAUCAGGGUUUUAUCCCAAAUUUCAUGACUUAUGGAAGUGUACUUAGUGCAUGUGCCAGCAUUUCUGAUUUGAAAUGGGGUGCUCAUUUGCAUGCUCGGAUUUUUCGCAUGGAACAUAGCUUGGAUUUGGUUUUGGGUAAUGGUCUUAUAGACAUGUAUGCUAAAUGUGGAUGCCUAGGAUUGGCUAAACGCGUGUUUAACAGUUUAAAGGAACGCGAUCAUGUUUCUUGGAAUUCUUUGAUCAAUGGUGUGGCACAUUUUGGCCAUGACGAAGAUGCAUUGAUAUUGUUUAACCAAAUGAGACUGAGUUCCGCAGUGUUGGAUGAAUUUAUUCUUCCUACCGUUCUUGGGGUUUGUUCAGGUCAAAAUUUUGCUACUACCGGAGAACUACUUCAUGGAUAUACAAUCAAAAGUGGGAUGCAUUCCUCUGCUCCUGUAGGGAAUGCAAUCAUUACAAUGUAUGCAAAGUGUGGAGAUACUGAAAAAGCUGAUCACGUGUUUAGAUUGAUGCCGCUUAGAAAUACCAUAUCGUGGACCGCCAUGAUCAGUGCAUUCUCACUGAGUGGAGACAUCAACAAAGCCAGAGAAUAUUUUGAUAUGAUGCCUGAGCGGAACAUCGUAACUUGGAACUCCAUGUUAAGGACAUAUGUUCAAAAUGGAUUCUCUGAAGAAGGUCUCAAGCUGUAUCUUUCGAUGAGGAGCAUUGGAGUCCAACCUGAUUGGAUCACUUUCACAACUUCAAUCCGGGCCUGUGCUGACUUGGCUAUAGUUAAACUUGGGAUGCAAGUUGUUGCUAAUGCUAUAAAGUUUGGAUUCGGUUCGAAUGUUUCAGUUGCAAAUAGUAUCAUUACUAUGUAUUCAAGAUGUGGACUAAUCAAAGAAGCAAAGAAUACAUUUGACUCAAUUGAUGACAAAGACUUGAUUUCCUGGAAUGCUAUGCUUGCAGCAUUUGCUCAAAAUGGUUUAGGUAGGAAAGUAAUUGAAACUUUUGAGAAUAUGUUGACGACGAAGUGUAAACCCGACCAUAUAAGCUAUGUUUCUGUUUUAUCUGGUUGCAGCCACAUGGGGCUUGUAGAUGAAGGAAAACAUUACUUCGAUUCCAUGACCCGAGUUUUCGGCAUUUCUCCAACAAAUGAGCACUUUUCCUGUAUGGUAGAUCUGCUCGGACGAGCAGGGUUACUAGAAGAAGCCAAAAGUUUGAUUGAAGGAAUGCCGUUUAAGACAAACGCCACUGUUUGGAGUGCUCUACUAGGAGCUUGCCGAAUUCAUCAUGAUUUGAGACUAGCAGAAACUGUUGCAAAGAAGUUGAUGGAAUUUGACGUCGAAGAUUCUGGAGGUUAUGUCCUUCUAGCAAAUAUAUAUGGUGAAUCUGGAGAGUUAGAAAAUGUUGCUGAUAUGAGAAAACUUAUGAAAGCGAAAGGAAUUCGAAAGAGUCCAGGUUGUAGCUGGAUAGAGGUUGAUAACAGAGUACAUGUUUUCACUGUAGAUGAAACCAGUCAUCCACAGAUAAAGGAAGUUUAUAUAAAACUAGAGGAGAUGAUGAAGAAGAUAGAAGGUACCGGAAAAUAUAUUAGUGUAGACUCUUCUGUUCAUAGGACUGCGAAAUAUCAUAGUGAAAAGCUGGCCUUUGCAUUUGGGUUGCUUAAUCUGCCAUCUUGGAUGCCGAUAAGUGUAAUGAAGAAUCUUCGUGUCUGUGAUGAUUGUCACUUGGUAAUAAAGCUUUUGUCUUUAGUUACAUCAAGGGAACUUAUCAUGAGAGAUAGAUAUAGAUUUCAUCAUUUCAAGGAUGGGUUUUGCUCCUGCAAGGACUACUGGUAAUCUGUGAUGAUAAGUUUGUAAACUCUACUGAGAGGGACCCGUCUACAUAAAACACCAAGCCACCAUGUUCAUUGCCAUGCCGUCAUCAGGACACACACGACUCUAAGUCACCCUGCCAAGGAGAGAUGAACUAAGAGAGAGUACUAGAAGUUCCAUAUUUGUGCUUCUUGGAGUCUCUCUUGUGGUAAUUAUUCUCCAACUCUAACUAUAUUUGAUUAACAAUUCAUCUAUUCAGAUUUCUCAGACAAUGUUUUGAAUCAGUGUAAAGGUCUGAUCAUUAUAUAUGUGAGUCUAAUUCAUUUAUUCAGUAACUUUGUGUUCUAACUUUUAAUCCCUUUUUAUGGUUACCCGUCAAAGAUAGUUAAGUCUUAGCAUUAAUUCAUCGCACAGAGUGUUUUAAUAUCCAAAUUGAAUGGCAGAAGCAUUUUAUUACAAAUCAUGGAUGGGAGACCAGUUGACUAGCAAUGAAAGACCAUGAUUGCUUUCCAAUGCUAUUGCUGUGAACACUAUUUUAACGUAAAAUGAAGGUAAGAAGCUUUCUUCUUUUCAGCUUUUAUGUUUCUAUAUGAAUUACUGAAUUGAAUCUCAGAAAACAUAAAUCCCAGAUUUCUCAAGAGUAAAUAUUAGUAAAUAUAGGUUGAAAUAAAACAUCGUGAAAGUUGCCUCUAAGUACACGCAUUUCAGAAAGUUCAUCCUGCUGAUGAACAUUAAAAUAGUGCAGUGACUGAACUGCGUCAUUUUAUCAUAUUGUGUGCAUUGUACUGGUCAACAGGGAGAGAUGGUGAAGCAACUGCUGAACAGGAUAAGCUAAUAACUAAUAAGUGUCAGCUUUUUAAAUUCUUUAGAAGCAAAUACUGCAGUAUCGGUUUACAUGGUUAUGCAGAGUAUAUUGGAGUAUUUGUUUAGCAGUGAUUGUUCAGUUUUGGUCACAAUUUGAUGGUGUGAUUUUUUUUUGGAGAUGAUUUUGUUUAGCUAGAGUUGGUGUUACUAGGUUGCUAUUAUCAGUUUAUCACAUUAUUGCUGGUAUUUAGUCUCAAGAUAAUAGUUACUCAACCAUAAAUUUGGCAAGUGUA